This is a messenger RNA of Petromyzon marinus (sea lamprey), 2810 nucleotides long. Its product is annotated as copine-4-like. Gene Ontology annotation, molecular function: calcium-dependent phospholipid binding. Gene Ontology annotation, cellular component: plasma membrane. The record is from RefSeq and is a predicted model, not a curated record. NCBI's taxonomy places the organism in Eukaryota, Metazoa, Chordata, Hyperoartia, Petromyzontiformes, Petromyzontidae. Gene Ontology annotation, biological process: cellular response to calcium ion.
GCAGCUGCAGCAGCGACAGCUGGCGUGGAACAACAACAGCAGCAGGAGCAGCAGCAUUAGCAACAGCAGCAGCAGGAGGAGGAGGAACAGCAAGACCAACAGGUGUAGCAGCAGCAGUGUGACCAUCGUGAGAAGCCACAUCAGCCACAUGAGCAGUGGCUGGAGGAAGAGCAGCAGCAGCAGCAAUAGCAAGCGCGUGAUCAACAGCUGCUACAUCAGCAGCAGCAGAUUCGGAAACAACAUCGUCAAUAGCAGCAGGCGCAUACAAGCAACCCGAGCAAUAGCAUAAUUAGCAUCAUCAUCAGUAUUAACAUCAUUAUAAUCAGCAGCAGCAACAACACUAUCAUCAGCAGCUACAGCCGGUAGGCGCACGUAACCAACACCUGCAAUAGCAUCAUCAUUGGCAUAAUUGCCAUCAUAACCAAUAUCAUCAUCAGCGCCAGCAGUAUCAUAAUCAACAGCAGCAACAACAGUAUCAUCAUCAGCAGGAGGCAGGCAGGCAGGCACAGCUAACCAACUCCAGCAGCAGCAGCAUCAUCAUCAUCAUAAGCAGGAUGCUGCAGGGCGAGGCGCCGUGCCCCGGUGCCCCGGCCACGCUGGACAUCGUCUCGGCCUCCCCGUGCCUCGCCAAGGUGGAGCUGCGCGUGUCUCUGCGUGGCCUGCACGACCGCGACGCCCUCUCCCGCACCAACCCCUGCGUGGCGCUGCUCAUGCAGUCGUGCGCCCAAUGGAUGGAGGUGGAGCGCACGGAGGUGAUGAAGAGCACCUUGAGUCCCGUCUUCUCCAAGGUCUUCACAGUUGACUACUACUUCGAGGAGGUGCAGAAGCUGCGCUUCGAGGUCUACGACGUGAACGGCGGCUCGAGGCUCGGCUCCCGCGAGGAGGACUUCCUGGGCGCCACGGAGUGCACCCUGGGGCAGAUCGUGUCGCAGAGAAGGAUCACGAAGGGACUGACGCAGAAGCACGGCAAGCCCGCGGGAAAAUCCGCGAUCACGGUGAUCGCGGACGAGUUGACGGGGAACAACGACUUCGUGGAGCUGUCGUUUCACGCGAGGAAGCUCGAUGACAAGGACUUCUUCAGCAAGUCGGACCCCUUCCUGGAGAUUUACCGCCUCAACGACGACGGCUCCCAGCAGCUCGUGCACCGGACCGAGGUGAUUAUGGACAAUCUCAAUCCCGUGUGGGAUCCCUUCAAGGUGUCCAUCCAGGCGCUGUGCUGCUGCGACUAUGAGAGGCAACUCAAGUGCAUGGUGUGGGACUGGGACUCGAACGGGAAACACGACUUCAUCGGUGAGCUGUGCACCACCUUUCACGAGAUGCUGGGCGCGCAGGACGGGCGGCAGGUGCAGUGGGACUGCAUCAACCCCAAGUACAAAGCGAAGAAGCGACGCUACAAGAACUCUGGCGUGCUCAUCCUGUCGCACUGCAAGAUCAUUAAGAUCUACUCCUUCCUGGAGUACAUCAUGGGGGGCUGCCAGAUUCAGUUCACGGUGGCGAUCGACUUCACGGCCUCGAACGGGGACCCGCAGAACAGCUGUUCGCUGCACUACAUCCACCCCUACCAGCCCAACGAGUACCUCAAGGCUCUGGUGGCCGUGGGAGAGAUUUGCCAGGAUUACGAUAGUGACAAGAUGUUCCCGGCGUUUGGUUUUGGUGCAAGGAUCCCCCCAGACUUCACCGUUUCACAUGACUUCCCACUCAACAUGGACCCAGACAACCCGGAGUGUGCAGGUGAGUGUGCAGGCAUCCAGGGUGUGGUGGAGGCCUACCAGAACUGCUUGCCCAAGCUGCAGCUGUACGGCCCAACCAACAUCGCGCCCAUCAUCGCCAAGGUGGCCAAGGUGGCGGCUGAAGAGGAAAUCACAGGGCAGGCGUCGCAAUUCUUCAUCCUGCUCAUCCUGACGGACGGCGUGGUGACGGACAUGGGCGACACGCGCGAGGCCAUCGUGCGCGCCUCGCGGCUGCCCAUGUCCAUCAUUAUCGUGGGCGUGGGCAACGCCGACUUCACCGACAUGCACAUGCUGGACGGCGACGACGGCGUGCUGCGCUCGCCCCGCGGAGAGCCCACGGCGAGAGACAUCGUACAGUUCGUGCCCUUCCGUGACUUCAAGAGCGCGUCCCCGGAGGCGCUGGCCAAGUGCGUGCUGGCCGAGGUGCCCAAGCAGGUGGUGGAGUACUACAGCACCAAGAGCCUCGUGCCACGAAGCCUGGCCAACGAGAUGCAGCUCACCGGGUCCUCGCCUCUCCAACUAUAGCCUCACCACACUCCCACCCGGGCCCCCCUCCCACCACACCCCCCCCCCCCCCCCCCCCCACCAUGCAUGAUCAUCCACGCGACUGCCCUCAAAUCCUCCUCCCAGCUUCUAGUAUUCUCUGGUAAUCCAACCCGCUGCCCUUUAUAGCAGCCCCCUUGGUUCCACGGUUACACCAAUCAUAAACCCUUUGGUUUGUCUCCAAGGUCACCAGGUCAACCGAGUCCUCUGCUUCAUCAUCCUGGUCUUCCUGGUUCUAAGGUCGUCCAUAUCCGAGGUCCUAUGGUUCUCCAGUCUCACAGGCCACCAAUGAUUUGUCUCCAAUGUUUCCCUCUCCAAGUCGUCGCUUCUAGAGACUCCGUCCCGUUGUAAUCUGCAGGUUCGCAGGAACUCAUUGACCUUCCCUGACUUCCACGUUCCUUGCUUUCAGGUCAUCCCUGGGCGACACGGUGGCUAGGAGAUGCUAACUACCUCGCCUGGUAUACAGGAGGUCGUGGGUUCGAUCCCGACCCUGAUGACGCCUGCGGUAUAUUUGGAGUUUGCAUGUUUCUCUCCCCG